AUUAAAUAUGAAAUUCACUGGGAAUAACGUCUACUUGUUACUUUUAAGCAUCAUUCUCUUCGAACGUGGAACUGUGGACGGUUCAAAUACUACUACACAAAAUGUAACUGCUAGUUUAACAAACAUAGUUUUCAAAUGCCAAAUUAAAGAUCAAUACUGCAAAACGGUUACGAAUAAUCAAUUAGAUAAAACCGAACUAACUACAUUAUGGAGAGUACUUCACGAGAUACAAAAAAUUCUAACCGGUUUCCAUUGCUAUCAAGCAGCUUAGCUUAAAGUUAUCUGGUUGGUUUAUAAAAAUAUUGUUGCAACACACUUUUGUAGCAUAUUUUGGGAAAAAAGAAAACGAUUUUUGAAAUGAUAUAAAUAUACUUUUUUUAGUGCUAACCGUCAAUAUAUUUGAUGUUGUAAGCAGUUUCGAUCUGAUGAUAGUAAAACUGGUCAUUGAUGUUUAUUGUAAAUUUGCGUUGCUCUGAAAUGG
Molecule: messenger RNA, 481 nt
Organism: Schistosoma curassoni
Lineage: Eukaryota; Metazoa; Platyhelminthes; Trematoda; Strigeidida; Schistosomatidae
Source: the annotation of a GenBank genome assembly